Messenger RNA from Aspergillus pseudotamarii, 1817 nucleotides. RefSeq lists its product as uncharacterized. The record is from RefSeq and is a predicted model, not a curated record. Gene Ontology annotation, biological process: reciprocal meiotic recombination. NCBI's taxonomy places the organism in Eukaryota, Fungi, Ascomycota, Eurotiomycetes, Eurotiales, Aspergillaceae. The transcript is spliced from 5 exons. The coding region runs from base 258 to 1685 and encodes 475 amino acids.
UUUUGUGUUACUAAGCUUAGUGGUGAUCAAUACUAGUACUUAGUAGUUCCAUUGUAUGCUGGGACCGUCUCGAAUGAUUGGCUGCUCCUCCUUAAGUCACCUGUCAUCUACACAGUACAGUUCAGGUGAUCUACUUCUACUACCAAGUACUCUAGCGCUCACCUUAGUCUAGCCCCAAGGCUACCUCUGCGCUUCAAGCCAUAGUCAAUUGUCAUGUUUCACAGGUCUUUGUUUCUCAUGUAUAGUAAUAUCCUAGUAUGUAUCGCCCUAUGCAACGGUCCCAAGAGGGCACACAGCUCGCCUGUUUAUCUUUGGCGAAAUUUUCUUAUACAACUACUUCAAUCAGUCACAGGGGUCCUUUUAAUUGGAGUCAUAUAAUCGGAAACGGUGAUAUUGUCUGCACUUUUGAAAGGCACGCAAUGCCUGCACCUCUCUAUAGCAGGGUUUUGCUGAAGGUCAUGCGUGACCAUGACAUUCUUGAGCAUAUCGAUAUCACACACCUUUUGAGAGAUGCUAUGGACCAGCUUCAGUCAAGUCAACAUGGUCAAACAAAGCCAAUCUUCGCUGUUGUCGUGAAGCUGCCAUGCCUUGCGGUGAAAUAUCCAGAAGGGAGUGGAUACAUUCGUCGGUUUCAGGUCAAGUUCUCCUUAGAGCGUGACUUUUACAGUGCGCUUUCCAUACUCAGCGAUAUCAAGUGCCCUUUCUCAGAGUCAAGCCCUGGCUCAAUAUCAGUAACUCGCAGAUUGACUUCAUCACAACCGCCCAUGCCACCUGCACCUUACCCAGCGGAAUCCUUUUCUAACCUGCUUAGACUAAAUGGUAUUCCUGCUCUGAGGAUUCCACCCUCCCCACUAUAUUCAGGGGCAGUCAGUCUGCCGGUGAUGACACCAGACCCAACUCCCGGCACCCUGAACCCAUCCUCAUAUACUGCCUUUACAUGUCAAUCAGCACCCAAUGUCAGUCAAAGGCAUAAUUCAAUCAGUGCUACCGCCCCUAUGAAACAGUCAUUACUUCACACACUGAGCGACGGUGCCUCAACUGGAGCCGCGUCAAUACCUUCAACAGCUACAAUUUGCCACGAUUUUCAGGCUCUGAAUCAGCUUUUACCUCCGAAAAGAGACCUGCCAUUUCCCAAACAGCCGGCAAAGGAACCGUGUUCAACAUUGCUGGCACGACCUUCUACCAUCUCUCACACAGAAGACGCAUAUAAGACAAUACCUAAUCCAGCCACACGACCAACCCUUAGCAGACCGGUACUACCUCUAAAACAGAUAGCCACAGAAAAGAUGCAGAAUUCAAGAGUUAUCACACUCAAAUACCGCUCAUCUUCACAGUCACAGCCGAGCCAAGAAAAACUUACCCCUUGUCAAGUUUCCCACAGACAUAAUCUCACACAACCAAUCAUAACACCACACAUACUACCAGAAACUACUCAUCAGUCUCCACUUGUAAUCCAGCAGGAUACACCUUUUCUGAAUCAAUGCCCAAAUACUGAGAGCAGUCGCCAGGAACCCCAGCAUACUCUCCUCACAGAAGCAGAUCUCUCAGUAUAUAUGGCGUCGCCGACUGCUGACCGGACACGGAAGCUGGACAACUGGAUCUGCCGGAACAUCGAAGAUGAUGGUUUUUUGCAGCUUUGUGAGGAUGUGGAAGGAAUAUGGAGAAGGUUUGCAUUGGGCAAGUGACUUUUCCUUUGCUUCCUGUACAAUCUUCGUCCCCUUUCAACUUCCCUGAUGGCUGAGCUUCACCGGGCUUGUGUGAGUUCAACGUCUGUAUAGCAUAGUCGCAAGAACCUUUAUUGCAUAUGCAAAACUUGC